Messenger RNA from Bipolaris maydis ATCC 48331, 1452 nucleotides. RefSeq lists its product as uncharacterized. The record is from RefSeq and is a predicted model, not a curated record. Lineage: Eukaryota; Fungi; Ascomycota; Dothideomycetes; Pleosporales; Pleosporaceae.
AUGAGGAGCAAACCCAGAAGCACUACGCUGCCUCUCCCACAGGCGGAGUUCGAGGCGCUGCCCGAUUCGGUCCAGAGAAAGUACUUUUCGUCCUUGGAGCGUCUGCAGAUCCAACGGCAGGCCUUGGACGAGCCUACAUCAGGCCGCUCUUCCCAGGCCAGUUCCUCCAGACUCCACCGGCCCACGUUGUCACUAGGUGCCGCACGCCGCAGACGCAGACUCGAAAAGCCUGUGCUCGAAUACGACAUCUCGCCCGCUGACGUUGAGUUUUUCUUCUCUCUACCCGAAAAAGUCCGCAAGCAGCUGUUUUCGCACGAGGAGCAGUUGCUUCUUCAAGGCUGGCGCGACCAUUCCUUCACGGCCGACGACCCAGACGCCGAGUGGGCACAGCAACGCUUCGACGACUUCUACUUUGACUUUUCACAGUCGUCUAGUCUCGACACUGCCGAGCGCGGACGCUUCUUAAGACCACGUUCAGUAUCGUCAGCAGAAAGCCCACUGAGCGGACCGAGCGGCCUCUUUGCGGCCUUGGAAAAGGUCCCGGAUUACUCCACUACUCCUUCAUACCUCGACACCAUGGCCACCCCUACUCCUAUAUUCACCUCCAAGGAAAUGCCUGCCCGCCACAUGAGAAGAGCAAUGUCCCUUACCUCCUAUCCUGUCCGUGGCGGAUCAUCGUCCUCUCCCUUUGGGCCUCCGUUCCUGAGUGGUAUCAACACUCGCCCCCACCAACGCUCACAAUCCUCUUCUCUCACUGGCCGCACGCCAGUCCACACGCCCGUUUCUCCUGUAUUCGACCCCGAGGCCACUCACUACCAGGACCCGGAGGCGAGGAAGAAGCUACGCAUGUACCUUGCUUCUCCUCAAAAGUUUGAUGAAGCCAUAGAAUUCGGCUUCCCAUCAUCAACAAGCCCCGACACUACUGCACCGCACUACCACCUACCACAGAUUGACACUCAUGCCUGCAAAUUCAGUCGGGACAUGCAAACAUUUCUCAGAGACGGACAACUGUCCUUCUUCGAGGAUGACCGUCACGAUAACGAAGGGUUAGAAUCAGAUGCCGACUCUGUUGCCGACAUGGAAUCGCCAGCUACGCCCUCCAGUACCGGCGUAUCUUUUCGUAUACAUUCUCGCCAAACAUCACAUCGGAACUUGUCCCUGGAUUCACCAAUGCCAUCGCCUGUACACUCAACACACGCCCAACUAAACCGGGAGAUGACUCUGCGCAUGACCUUGACCCGUCCGGAUCUCCGUGCAGACGAAGACCAGCUGUAUGGCUGGCAAGGCGCCUCGUCUAGCCCCAAGCCUCGAAAAGACGAUCCUUUGGCGCUAGAGGAUCUUGUCUUCAGCGACGACAUGACCGGCACCAAAGGCGCAUUCUAUGUCAAGCCCAAGCCGCGCGGAAACCUAGUCAGCCGCCUGCUCAAGCGCACCAGUUUGAAAUCUCGAUGA